AUGAACCUGCUCAGCACUGUCAUCAACAGGCACAUUCAGAGAGCAGGCAUAGCAGCAUCCGACCCCAUCAUGAACAUGCUGCUGAGAGCAGAGGAAUGCUGGGUAGAGAGACUGAAGGACCCCUCUGUCCCACCUGCCCCUACAGACAAACGCUACGAUGGAGGCGAACACGACCACACCAUCCCCGUCAAGAACCUGACCCCCCUGUCCAUGCCCCUCUCUAAGAGGGACAGUCUGUUGGAGAAGUGUGCCAUGUUCAGUGAGGUGGGAGGGGGGCUGAGCAGAUAUCCUUCACAGGACAACGGUCUAGAUGGACCCACAGGACCCAGCAAACUGGAGCAGGCAAGUGAAGUUGAUGCCUCCGGCGCCUAA
Salvelinus sp. IW2-2015 is the source of this 372-nucleotide messenger RNA. NCBI's taxonomy places the organism in Eukaryota, Metazoa, Chordata, Actinopteri, Salmoniformes, Salmonidae. The record is from RefSeq and is a predicted model, not a curated record.